AUGGUUGAUGAAAAGAAGCCUGUGGAACCAUCAAAAUCAGUAAAGAAUGUCAAACCACCAAAGAAAAUAUUUACGAAUCCUGCAUUUCAAGCAAUGGGUAUACCUGCUAUGAAAUUACCAUCACGAAAUUGGACAAUCUUUUGGAUUGCAGUAUCUGCUGCAGUUGGAGGCUUUGCUUAUGAUAAAUAUCAACAGAAGCAGAUUAUAACAAAAUAUUCGAAUAUGGUAAAACCAUUAGCUGAACAGAAAAUGGAUACUAAAACCAUUCCUAGAAAGAUUACUGUAUUUAUUGCUCCUCCUCCAAGUGAUUACCUUGAAACAUCUUUAAAGAUAUGGAGAAGAUAUGUAAAACCUGUGUUAUACUAUGCUGGUUUAGAUUACGAUGUUAUUGAAGAAGAUAGACAGGGAAUGAUUAGAACAGAAGUAGCAAAUAGAAUAAGAAAUUUAAGGAAACUUGCCAUUGAAAAGACACAAAACACUACCAAUCUAACAGAAAAAUCAGAGGAACCUGUAAAGGAGUUAACAAAAUCGCAGGAAAUUGAACUUGCCAAAGAAUAUAAGAAGAAUUUUGAUUGGAGGGAUGCCAUUGGAAUAUUUUAUAAACAUGCUAAACCCGAAUCAAUUGUAAGUGAAGAUCUGGAAUCUUCAGAUCCAUCAUUAGUGGGGGGUGUGAUAUGUAUCGGUAGAGGGGCCUACAAGGAGUACCUUACUGGGUUACAUGAGGGUCUUUUGGGACCUCUCGAAGCACCCGAACCUGAACCUUCUUUAAGCCCAUCAGAAAAUGAUAAAGACCCAUCAACAAUAAUGAAUCUUGCAGAAAAUGAAGGUACUGAUAUUCAAGAUGAAAAAAUUAAAGUUAUGGAAGAGCAAUUGGAAGAUGUAAAGAUUCCCUCAUCCGACGAAUCAACUUCUGUCGAAGAUACAUCUAAAGAAAAUAAAACUGAAGAAGAAUCUGAAAAUAAAGAAAUCGAUACAAAAGUAUUAAAGCCAUUUAUAAAACCAUCUGAAUAUGAUGCGUCUCCCUUCCCACCAUUGGAAUUAAACUCACAAGGAAAUAUUAUUAGAGAUAAUAUAACAGAUAUUCCAAUAUUGGCACAUCAACCACUUCUGGUUAUUCCUAUUCCAAAUUUGAUCGGAUUCCUUGCAAUCCCACAAAGAAUAUACAGAUUUUACAGGAAGAGAUAUCUUACAGAAGAAAUUUGUUCAGAAGUAGCAGAUUUGGUGCAGCGUGAACAUGUAAGACCAUUCGAAACACCAAACGAUUUACAACUAGCUGUAGACGAAGAGUACGAUUGGCCAAACUCAUGGGUGAAACAGGGUAUAAAGAGAAAAAGUGAAUGGACUAGAACUAUAGAGACUGAUCCCCGUAUUACACAACUACUACACACAUGCAAUAAACCAGUCUCCGAUGAAGUUGUGAGUCCCAUUGCAUCUCAAGUAGAAGAAGAUUCUGAUAAUAAUUAG
This is a messenger RNA of Maudiozyma saulgeensis, 1464 nucleotides long. NCBI's taxonomy places the organism in Eukaryota, Fungi, Ascomycota, Saccharomycetes, Saccharomycetales, Saccharomycetaceae. The record is from the annotation of a GenBank genome assembly.